Molecule: messenger RNA, 3313 nt
Organism: Mobula hypostoma (lesser devil ray)
Lineage: Eukaryota; Metazoa; Chordata; Chondrichthyes; Myliobatiformes; Myliobatidae
Gene: tmem86a
Product: transmembrane protein 86A
Exons: 3
Coding region: 191-910 (239 amino acids)
Cellular component (GO): membrane
Molecular function (GO): hydrolase activity
Source: RefSeq, a predicted model, not a curated record
AACAGGAGCGGGACGGGGGAAAGCGAACUCGAUUGUGCCGGGACACGGCUGGCUCCCCGGGUCUGGUAGCGGAGCCCGGAGUCUGGAGCCCGGAGCAAGCAUCGCGGUCUGCCCAGCAGCUGGAACGGGAAAGGAGAUCAGAGCGGACCCGGUGGGGAAGAAGAAGGAGGCGAGCGGGCAGGAGAGGAGGAUGGUGUCGCCGGUUACCGUGGUUAAAUGUGAGGGGCCUAAGUUGGUACCUUUCUUUAAGGCCACCUGUGUAUAUUUUGUCCUCUGGCUGCCAACCUCUAGUCCGUCGUGGUUCAGUGCAUUGAUCAAGUGUCUACCUAUCUUCUGUCUCUGGGUAUUCUUGCUAGCUCAUGGAAUCAACUUCCUAGGAACACAUCCCAGUGCAAGAAAGAUCUUGGCAGGCCUGAUAUUUUCUGCUUUGGGGGAUGCAUUUCUUAUCUGGCAGGAACAAGGAUAUUUUGUUCACGGCCUGCUCAUGUUUGCCAUCACGCACGUUCUGUACUCCUCAGCCUUUGGAAUGAAGCCCAUGAACCCUGAGCCUGGCUGUGGGGUCGUGAUUAUCUGUGGACUCUCUUACUGGUUGCUGUACCCAUACCUUUCUGGUCCCUUCACCUACCUGGUGGCGGUUUACAUCGCACUGAUUGGAUUCAUGGGCUGGCGUGCCAUUGCAGGGGUGCAACUUUUCAACGACCUGUGGACAUGGACCAAACUGUGUGCCUGCCUUGGAGCCAUGCUCUUCAUGGUGUCUGACCUCACCAUCGCAGUUAAUAAGUUCUGCUUCCCCGUGCCUUACUCCCGGGCCAUCAUUAUGGCCACCUAUUAUGCUGCCCAGAUGCUCAUUGCUCUUUCAGCAGUGGAAUGCAAGGACGAUAAUGAUCGAAGCAAUAGAAAAAUGAACUGAGGGACAAUGUCCCCUUUGCAUAGUAACAAGAACAUAUUGCUAAGUUCCAGUGGGACACAAAAAUCUGGGAAAACUAUGGUGUGAAUCUAAUUUAGAGCCACAUGAUUUAUUUUCAUCGGUUUGCUUCUGUGUUAGCUUAUUGUUACCUCCAUGAAGCAGUCGUCAGUCAGGAGGGCUUAAGGACUGUGGCUAACGCCAGCUAAGGUAGGUGACCCCGAUGAGAUGGUCCUUCUCCUGUGGCAUUUUGUGCAGUGAACUCUCUGCCCUUCAAUAACUUGAUAGAAAUUGACCAUGUAUAUUUCAGUUAUCAUCCCUAGAAUCAGAGUGGGAGAAAGGCAUCAAGCAAGCAGGUCUCAAGAUAAAAACUGAAUUCCAUGACUCUCGAGUUAAUCUCAAACUCAGCCUCUUAACAAUAAUCCUGAAUGUCCUUUUAAAAUUUGAAAUCUUUUCAAUCAACAUUUGUGAAUUCAUGUGUUUUGAGAAACAAUUAAACCAGCAUUUUGAGGAAUUCAAUAAUUUUCAAAGUGAAGAAUAUGAAUGAAAAGGAUACAUUUAAGGAUUCAAAGUAUAAACUGAGAAAGAUCAGGUCCAUUCAGGUUUAUCCACAUAAGCAUGAUAUCUUGUGCAUUAUAAUAUACCUGUUCCCUAGUCCAACUGGAAACUAUGUAAUCUUCAAGGAAAUCAAAAACAUAAAAGUCCAGCAGAAAAUUCUUUUCAGACCUCUUAAAGCGAUCAAACUAGUCCAAGCGACUACUCUUUGCUUUGAUGACAUUAUACAGUACCUACCUCUUGUUUAAAUGAGAAAUAAAAUCACUGCUUCAGGGAAUGAUUCGGGUAAUAUGAUUACAGUGGACAACUGCAGUUGAAUAGCUGGCACAAUUUUGAUAGCUAAAUAUCUUCCUCCUGUGCUGUGGCUUGCACAUUUAUAUUAAAAAAAAGGUAUUCCUUUUGCUGUGAUGCUCUUCUGUGCAAGCAUGCUUUGUAUCCUAGAAAACAUUUGCAAUAUCUUUAACAUCAGGAACCUCUCCCUUGCAAAAUAAGGUGCAUUUCAAUCUUUUACCCUAAGAUAAACAUCCCCUUUUCAGUGCUGUAGAUUUAGAAGUUGUUGAAAACUGUACUGUUUUGUGGUGUAGGGGAUAACAGCUGUUUUUAUGCAUUGCACUCUGGUGCUAUUUUACACAUAAAUGCUUGUUAUUAUGCUCAUGAUAAGAAUAGAUGAGCACAAAAUUGAGGAAAGAAUACCUAUAAAUUUUGGAUGUAUUGACCAAUGGGUAUUGCAUACUUGGCAAAUAAUUCUAAUGCUUUAGUUUUACUGUGCAACUUUCCACAGAAUUAAAACUCAUGAAGGGUAACAAUAUCUCUACAAUGCAGUUUAUUUUGAAAGUGCAUAUUUACUUUUUGUUUCUCCUGUAUAUUUUCUCUUCUUCCCUUGUCCAUUUUAGACCAUAAGACCAUGGACCACAAGAUAUAGAAGAAUUAGGCCAUUGAGUCUUCUGUGCCAUUUCAUAUGGUUGUUCCAAAUUUCCUCUCAGCCCCAAUCUCUUGUCUUCUCCCCGUAUUCCUUCUUGCCCUGACCAAUCAAGAAUCUAUCAACAUCUCUCUUAAAUACACAUAAAGAUUUGGCGUCCACAGCUGCCUGUGGCAAAGAAUUCGACAGAUUCUGCGUUCUCUGGUUUAAAAAAAAAAAAAAUUCCUCCUCAUCUCCAUUCUAAACUGACACCCCUCUAUUCUGAGGCUGUGUCCUCUGGUCUUAGAUUGUCCCACCAUAGGAAACAUCCUCUCCACAUCCACUCUAUGAAGGCCUUUCACCAUUCAAUAGGUCUCAAUGAGGUCAUCUCUCAUUCUUCUGAAUUCUAGUGAAUUAAGGCCGAGACCAAACACUCUUCAUAUGACAAGCCAUUCAAUCCUGCAGUCAUUUUUGUGAACCUCCUUAGAACCCUCUCCAGUCUCUGUACAUUUUUUCUAAGAUAAGGGGCCCAAAACUGCUCACAGUACUCCAAGUGAGGCCUCACCAGUGCUUUAUUUUGGUUUGUUUUGAAGAAUGCCAUCUGGUAUCUCAUCAUAGAUCUGUAUAUAAACUGAUGUACUGAGUGUUGGCUGAUCAUGGGUGAUGAAAGAUCACAUAACUGUGGUGGCCUCACUCUUUGUCCAGACGUUCAAUUUCCAAUAGGCCACAUUGCAUACCAACCAGGAAAACGGGUCUUGCACUUUCUCCCUUUUCACCUAACAAGCUAAGCAAAUUGCUAAUUUCAAAGAUCAUUUGGAUUUAACUUUCUGACUGUUUAAUCUACAGAUUUUUCUUAUGUAGUAAGAAGAAACACUAGAAGCUGUAAAUUACUUCGUAAGUAUAGAUUUCUUUGAAAUAUUGUGGAAUAUUGAUAGCUCGGGUUGGCUAUUUGGAAG